This is a messenger RNA of Durusdinium trenchii, 1343 nucleotides long. NCBI's taxonomy places the organism in Eukaryota, Dinophyceae, Suessiales, Symbiodiniaceae. The record is from the annotation of a GenBank genome assembly.
AGCCCAUUUCGGCUCCAGACCGACCCAACGAAGUGCCGCCAUGGUGGCAUGGCUGGCUCUGGCAUGGCUGUCACCGGUCGCCGCCAUCUCCAUGCAGGAAACGCGACUGCGUGGAUCUGUGGACACCAACAUGACGCUGACGCAAUCCUUGGCAUGUGAACGACCCACUGGCUGGUGUUCAGCUGCCACGUACAGCUUUGAGGAUUGCAACCUGGACGGGAUCAAGGACCAGGUUUGCGUGAAAAAUGAGAAAAAAAGUAUUCGACUCAGUGGUGAGUGCAGUACUUAUGACAUCAGUAAAGCCGAAGUACCUGAUUGCGGCAUGAUUCGCAAACGUCGACAUCAUGCAGAUGACUUCCUUUACAUCACCAAGUCUGACUUCAAGAUAUACAAGCAAGAGCUCUCGAAGAUGACGCUCAAUAGUGGAUGGAUCGAGACUGGAAAAGGGGAUAUCAUUGCUUUGGUGGCUUACCAAGAUGGCCUUUUCGGCAUUGGUACCAACAAGAAGAUCUACCGGCAGAGUUUCGCCAUGCUUUCGACGGCCUCCAAAUGGAAGCUCGCCGCCAAAGGAUCCAUGGUGGCGGGGGAUGCAGUGGAUGAUACCUUCUACGGCGUUGGCACUGAUGGUCGGAUCUAUUCUCAAACCAUCAGCACCAUGUCGCCCAAGUCUGAGUGGACGCAGGUGGUGAGCACGCCCCACGCUCAGCACAUUGCGUCUAUUGCGAUUCACAAGGAUGGUGACAUGAUGUAUGCUGCCACGGGGAAUGACGGAAAACUCUGGAAGAUGAAGUUGAGUGAUGUUGGAGAUGUGCAGUGGACCAACGUUCCCCACAAUGGCCAAUGCUUCUACAUUUCCAUUCGAGGUGACUACAUCUACUGCCGCGGACAGCAGAAACAUGUUUGGCGUCACAAACUGAGUGAGCUCACCAGCUCCAGCAGUUGGGCACGGAUCAGCGCCACUGGGGCAGAGUCUGUGCUGGUGCCCAAGGUGAACAAAUGCCGAGGGGAGCUUUUGAACAGAAAGAAGGACGAUGUUGCAUGCGAUAGCAUCAAGGAUGACAGCUGUGGCAACUUCUAUGAGAAAGUGGGUCACACAGAUGUGUAUUUCCAAUGCACACGAAGCCCUGUCUCACCCAUCUCUGAAGAAAUGAGCUGCCUGGCGCAGCAGCAUUGUUUGCUGGAGCCAUGAGGCAAGCCACAGUCAGCCACAGCAAAAAGUAGAGCAUUGUGGGCUGACCGUUGGGAGUAGCUGGCGUUUCAGCAAGAGUUUGAGUAUAGACUCAUGACAUGUUUCACAUGACCCGCAUCGAGGCCCAUUUUGGCACAAAGCGCGAGUGAUGUUU